AUGGCUACGACUGUGAUUGUUGGAAGCGGCAUCAUUGGCAUCGCGACGGCGUACUACCUCUGUGAACAUCAACCUGGCUGGUCGAUUCACGUCGUCGACUCUUCUACGGAGCUCUUUGCCUCGGCGUCGGGUUAUGCCGGCGGCUUCAUCGCCAAAGACUGGUUUCCGCCGGAACUUGCGUCCCUGGGCGCUCUCAGCUUUGAGGAGCAUGAGAGACUCGCGGAGAAGUACGAUGGGCAUGAGAAGUGGGCGUAUGCCAAGUCGGUGACGGUGAAUUAUGAGCCUCCGAGGAGGAAGGCUAAUGGACCUGGAGGUGAGGAUUGGUUACGUGAGGGAGGUAGCAGGGUAGAUUUGGUGGCGGAGAAGAGAGAUGUUGAGGAUGGGAAUAGUCCGCCUUGGUUGAGACGUGUCAAGGGUGAUGCUGUUAGUGUGGUUGACAAUGCUGAGGGGACGGCUGUUCUUGACCCCAUCAGACUCUGUCAGUUCCUCCUAGGAAGGUGUCGAGCUGCUGGUGUCCGAUUUCACCAUCCUGCAGUCGUUCUCAACGUUGGACCUGACUGCCAUGAUGAACUCUCACAUGUCCGCAUCGGCUUCACCGACUGCUCCUCCGAGACUGAGAUCCCGGCCACAAGGAUAUAUGCUCGACCGAACGGCGAUAUCUGGCUGGGAGGCGUCAACUCUGCUAUACCGCUACCACCUUUAGCUACGGCUGCAAAACCUAUGCGAGGGCCUCUGGAGAAGUUGAAAGCUACGGCGAGACAACUGAUCAAGUCGGAGGGUGAGCUGGAGGUUGUUCGAACUGGGCUGUGCUUCCGGCCUGUGACGCAGAGGGGCACGCCGUACGUUACGCGGGUGGAAGAUGUAGAUCUAAGACAAGGGUACAGGACGAGAAAAGGGGCCGAUGGAGGCGUGUUUGUUGCGGCGGGACAUGGGCCUUGGGGGAUUAGUCUGUCGCUGGGGACGGGAAAGGUCAUGGCGGAGAUGAUGCAGGGGAGGGAGCUGAGCGCUGAUAUAAGUGGUUUGGGAUAUCUACCAUGA
Molecule: messenger RNA, 1038 nt
Organism: Fusarium vanettenii 77-13-4
Lineage: Eukaryota; Fungi; Ascomycota; Sordariomycetes; Hypocreales; Nectriaceae
Exons: 3
Coding region: 1-1038 (345 amino acids)
Biological process (GO): retrograde transport, endosome to Golgi
Cellular component (GO): cytoplasm; late endosome
Molecular function (GO): oxidoreductase activity
Source: RefSeq, a predicted model, not a curated record